AGUGCAAUCGCGGCCGUUUCCCGCGCAAACAAGCGCCUGCUCGUCACGAUCGCCGCCAAAAUAUCCGUCGUGCAUGCGUGCAACUGUUCGUAACCGUUGUGAUUGCGCGGGCCACGGCUUCAUUCGACUUUCAGCGCUCAGUGUCGGCGAGUCGGCGUAGUCUCUUACUCUCUCUCUCUCGCACAGAAAAGCGACUUUCGUUUGAGAAACCAUCAUGUCUGGACGCGGCAAGGGCGGCAAAACCAAGGGAAAGGCGAAGACUCGCAGCAGCAGGGCAGGGCUGCAGUUCCCCGUGGGGAGAAUCCAUCGUCUCCUCAGGAAAGGUAACUACGCGGAGCGCGUCGGUGCCGGAGCGCCGGUCUAUCUCGCCGCCGUGAUGGAAUAUCUGGCGGCCGAAGUGCUCGAGUUGGCUGGAAAUGCCGCGAGGGACAACAAAAAGACGAGGAUAAUUCCUCGCCAUCUGCAAUUGGCCAUAAGAAACGACGAGGAAUUGAACAAAUUAUUGUCUGGAGUGACCAUUGCUCAAGGUGGAGUCUUGCCUAACAUCCAAGCGGUCUUAUUACCCAAGAAAACUGGCACCAGUGGUUCCGGAAAGGGUGACAAAGCGUCACAGGAAUAUUAGAUAUAUCACACAUAACUCUUUGAUCGCAUACUUAGAAAUAUGCCUUUGUUUCUUGAUACAUUGACAAAUUUUACGUUCUCUUAUAAGAAUCCUGUGACAGGGCUGGGAUAUUUAUAUACCUCACGAAUAGAUAAAGAAUGUGAAAAGAUUAACACAACAGUGCUGAAAGGAUAUUUUCUAUUUUCUUAUAUUCGUUUGAUAUGUUUUCAAUUAUUUUCUUCUCUCCACGCUUCUAGUCUUAACAAUCGUCUGUGAGGAAUCGUUUUAAUAUUCUGAAAAUUUUUUAAUUAACAUUUGCAAGUAAAAUUCUGAUUUUGUCGCGUGCGUCUGUCCUGCCCUGGACACCGGUUGGAAAGUAAUAGUAAUUGCCGUCUCAAUAAAAUGCAUUUAAUGGUCUUGAGUGAAGAUGUAUAAUAUGUCGAACACCAAUUCUAAAUUACCAUAUUAUUUCAAGACACUACGCUGUGACCCGUUAACGGACAAUUGCCGAUUUAUUUAGAUUUCAGCUUCUUAUUUUAAGUUUAUGAUUGUUGUACGUAUUUCCUUUUCGUAAUUUCUCUAUAUUUUCUAUCUUGUUUUCGCGUUACGUUAGUUUGUCGCUUGUUCUCUUUAUAUCUGACAUAUUUGAUCUUUAAAUAAUCAAUAAACGUAUUUGGAGAUGUAUGGUGUGAAACUGCUUGAUGUUUUUGUUAAAUGUAAACAAUAUUUAAUGUGAAAAUAAACGGUACUGCCUCCUUA
Messenger RNA from Pseudomyrmex gracilis, 1360 nucleotides. Its product is annotated as histone H2A-like. The record is from RefSeq and is a predicted model, not a curated record. The transcript has 3 exons. Gene Ontology annotation, cellular component: nucleosome. The coding region runs from base 215 to 622 and encodes 135 amino acids. Lineage: Eukaryota; Metazoa; Arthropoda; Insecta; Hymenoptera; Formicidae. Gene Ontology annotation, molecular function: protein heterodimerization activity; structural constituent of chromatin; DNA binding.